Molecule: messenger RNA, 1369 nt
Organism: Rhinolophus ferrumequinum (greater horseshoe bat)
Lineage: Eukaryota; Metazoa; Chordata; Mammalia; Chiroptera; Rhinolophidae
Exons: 3
Coding region: 1-822 (273 amino acids)
Source: RefSeq, a predicted model, not a curated record
AUGUCCCUGUCCCUGGGCUGCCUGCCCACCACGCGUCGAGGCCUGCGGCAGCCCGGGAGGGGGAACCACAAGGCUUUGAAGGCGCUGACAGCAGCACUUGGCCCCCAGCCGGCUGCGCACCCACUCGAGUUCCCUCCACGUGGCCACCACCGACACAGCCUCAGUGACAGCAACAGCCUCACUGACAGCGACAGCCUCAGCCUCUCCUCUCCAGGGCAGCCACCAGCCCCAGCCAGGACAGAACAGCCCCUGCAGGCCUCCCUGCCAGCCUUCAGCCUGCUAGUGUCAGACUGCUCUCCCUGCCGCCUCCAAAAUUCAAGACACUGGAUCAGGCCAGCUCCCGCCCACCCCGCUCGUCCCUUCUCGGCCGCCGCGCACAAGCCCGGCCCGGGACUGCGCACGGGUGCCCCGCGUGGGCCAGCCCGGGACUCGCACAGGGGCACAAACACACCCCGCCGUCCUCCAGACCUGGACCUGCCGCGGCCAGAGCGCCCACCGAAUGAACGGCUUCGGGCCGCAGCUACAGUGACUCUGUGUCGCCUCCUCCCGGACGCCUUCCGGGCUCUCCGCCCUCCUCCCGGCUUCUCUGCUCCCACCUCCACCCCCGCCUCUGGCCUCUGCUCACACGCACAGCCCCAAGCUCAGCUCCACCCGCGCUCUUGUACCAAAGAAGGGGAGAGGGCAUGGCUCUGUCCAAGACGGGCGCAGGCCCUCUCCAGACGCCCUCAUCCCCACCGCAUUACAAGCCUUUACCAGCUGUGCGGCCUUGAACCCAUGACCGCAGACUCUGCCCCUGUCUCCUCAUCUGUGCGACAGGAAUGAUGCAGAGGGUCGUUCUGAGGAUUGAACGAGGGUCUCCUUGAAUAGGCUUAGAGCAGCAGCCAGUAAACCCGGAAAAUUAUUAGUAUUAGUCAGUAUCAGUCGCGGUCGCGCUGCUGUGUCACCCAAGGCAAGACGCCUCACUCUACGAGCUCAGGCUUCUCUGGAAAAAGGGUGGCUUUGCUGCCUCCUGAGGUGUGUGGGAGGCGUCCAUAAGAUCUCUGGGAAUAAGUAGUAGCCUCCUCAGCUGCCAUCCAACCCAAAACACAGGUGAAUUAAUCUGGAAAUGCAUUAAAAAUGCAGGUUCCUGGGCCCCACAUCCACCCUACUGAAUCAAAAUCUCAGCAGGCAGGGCCCAAGAACCUACAUUUAACAAACACCCAGAGACUCUGGCGCUCCCUGACAAAAAGGAUAAUGCUCCAUUUCUUAGUAUAGUUCAUGGUCUUGCGUGGUUGAUGUCCAAACUACGUUCCCAACUCAUCUUCCGAAAAUCCACGGCCAGGCUUUCUGACGUUGACUCACGUGUUCUCCCCACCUGGGCUGCCCCCUC